Nyctereutes procyonoides (raccoon dog) is the source of this 2469-nucleotide messenger RNA. RefSeq names its product cAMP responsive element binding protein 3 like 3 (gene CREB3L3). The transcript has 10 exons. Gene Ontology annotation, cellular component: nucleus. Gene Ontology annotation, molecular function: RNA polymerase II cis-regulatory region sequence-specific DNA binding; DNA-binding transcription factor activity, RNA polymerase II-specific. NCBI's taxonomy places the organism in Eukaryota, Metazoa, Chordata, Mammalia, Carnivora, Canidae. Gene Ontology annotation, biological process: regulation of transcription by RNA polymerase II. The coding region runs from base 109 to 1545 and encodes 478 amino acids. The record is from RefSeq and is a predicted model, not a curated record.
GAGAGGAGCGAGCAGAGCCCCGGGGCCUGGUGUCACAGCCACCCGGGAGGGCGCCCCGACAGAGCCCGCUGGCCUGGCCUCGUGAAUGGGGAUUUAGCAGCUGGAAAGAUGGCUUCCUCCGCUGGUCCCCUGGACCCCAUUGGCAGCCUGGAGCUCCUAGAUCUCCUGUUUGAUCAGCAGGACGGCAUCCUGAGGCAUGUGGAGCUGGGUGAGGACUGGGACCACGUCGGGGACCAGGUCCUGCCAGGCCCGGACUCUGACGAUUUCCUAAACUCCAUCCUGGCUCCUGGAGACUCGGUCCCCAGCUCUCCGAUCUGGUCCCCUGCAGCAAGUGACAGCGGCAUCUCCGAAGACCUGCCCUCCGACCCCCAGGACACCCCUCCCCGCAGUGCAGCCGCCGCCACCCCCGCCGGCUGCCACACCCUGGAGUCUGGCAAGGGGCUCUGUGCCUCCUACCACCCCGGACCCCCUUGCCUUGCCGGCGGCCCCGGACCAGCGACCCGAGCCCUGGAGGCCUCUGUGGCCAUAGACUUGGAAAUGUGGAGCUCAGGCCUCGGUUCUGAGGAGCUGGGGGAGCUUGCAGGCCCGCCUCCGUGCUGCAGCCUCACGGUGAAAGACCUCCUCCUCUCCGGCAGCGGCGCAGACCUGCAACAGCAUCACCUGGCAGCCCCCCACCUGUUGCGACCUGGGCCCGAGCAGUGCCAGGAGCUGGUGCUGACAGAGGACGAGAAGAAGCUUCUGGCCAAAGAAGGCAUCACCCUGCCCACCCAGCUGCCCCUCACCAAGUACGAGGAGCGGGUGCUGAAAAAAAUCCGCCGGAAAAUCAGAAACAAGCAGUCGGCCCAAGAAAGCCGGAAAAAGAAGAAGGAAUAUAUUGAUGGCCUGGAAACUCGGAUGUCGGCCUGCACUGCCCAGAACCAGGAGCUUCAGAGGAAAGUCUUGCAUCUUGAGAAGCAGAACCUGUCCCUCCUGGAGCAGCUGAAGAAACUCCAGGCCAUUGUGGUCCAGUCCACCAGCAAGUCAGCCCAGACGGGCACCUGCCUAGCGGUCCUGCUGUUCUCCUUUGCCCUCAUCGUCCUGCCCUCCAUUAGCCCUUUCGUCGCCAACAAAGCCGAGCACGCUGGAGACUACGCGCCUGUUCGAGUUUUCUCCAGAACUUUGCACAACGACGCUGCAUCUCGUGUGGCCCCCGACGCCAUACCCGGCUCCGAGGCCCCAGGACCACGGCCCAAGGGUGGCACACCCCAGGAAGGGUCUCCCGACAGCCCCGUGGCAGACUGGGAAUCUCGAGGCACGUCGGCUCUGGACAACUGGACGAAGGGGCUGGACAACUCGACCCCGAUCUCGGACAACUCGACGCUCACUCUGCGCAACUCGACACUCAUCCCGGACAACACGACUCUCGUCCCAGACAAUGCGACACUCAUCCUGGGCAACGACUCGGAGAAGCUGAACCCGCCAGCCACCUUGCUGGGCUGGACUGCGCCUGAGCCAACGCUCAGCUCUGGGCGGGUGGGAUUGGAGGCAGCGGGGGAGGAGCUGUGAGCAGCAUCGGGACGUGCCCCCCGCCCCCCGGCCCCUGGGCUGAGAGGCCCUUGUGUGGACAGCGACGGGCAAGGGGGUGAGAGGUGAGACCUGGCGGAGGAGCCGGGAUGCAGACGCACAAACUGUACACUCACGGACCCAGAGACGCACAGAACACGCUCAGACACGGGGCGGCCACAGGGCCACAAAGCCUGAGAAAUACACAGACCCAGGCGGAGGCCAGGCGGACACACGCACACACACCCCGCGCCCCCGCAGCUCGCCUGCCCCGGGACUCCUCCCUGCGCCUGCACACAGGGAAGAGAAACCCGCGGAGUCUGCGGGGACCCUGACCCCGGAACCAUGGCCCACGGCCACCCCUCUUUUCUAAGAUUGUAGAGAUCCUUAGUAAAGUAUUUUGGCAGAACACGGCCGGCGCGAAGCGGGGGAGGGUGGGGGCUGAGGCACAGUCCAGGGCCCGGCCUCUCCUCUCCCAAGCGGCGGGAGAGCCUUCAGCACCUUGGAGAGCGGCCGCGAGCAACGCAGGGCCCGCGGGACGGCAGGUGUGUGUCCGCGGAAGGUCUGGGGACCUGCCCUCCUGGGGGGCUGCACGGCCCACCGAUGUCUUACCGAUGAGGAGACUGAGGCACGAUGGAGGUGAAGGGCCCGGCUGGAACCGGCUGUGCCUGCACUCUCCGAAUGCGUGGUGACUCCCCACCUGCUCUGCGCCGGUGCAGGUGCAUGGGGCUGUGAACCAGACCAAAGGCCAUGGCCUCUCCCCUCGAGGAGCUCACAGCCCGGGAGUGGAGGGCAAUAUGUAGAAACCACGUGGCUGGGGAAAUGCCCUCCGCCGCCGCCCCCAGCCCUGACUGCACGGAGGCCCACAGACUCCAUAAGGGGCAAGGGGACCAUGCGUUCUGGCUCCGUGGCCCCUCCAGCCCCCUC